Molecule: messenger RNA, 5614 nt
Organism: Sorghum bicolor (sorghum)
Lineage: Eukaryota; Viridiplantae; Streptophyta; Magnoliopsida; Poales; Poaceae
Product: RING-H2 finger protein ATL70
Exons: 3
Coding region: 4675-5265 (196 amino acids)
Source: RefSeq, a predicted model, not a curated record
CAACCGCAAUAUUAUUCUCCUCUAACACCAUUAAUCUGUGAUUCCGUGCAGUCUCUCUUCUCCUUACGAAUCCAAGAUUCUCCACUUUGUGAUGUCAAUGCAAGCAUGUGGUACUUGAUGCUGUGGCGGCGGCUGCGGUGGCGGCCAAGCGUGCGACUUCAGGGUUCAAACCCCGCGACGACAGCGACGGCGACGGCGACGGCGACGCGUGCCUGGCCUUGAUCUCAGUUGGCCGUUGAGCGAGCUCUCACAGCCUCGUAGGGCCAUCGCCUACUGUCACCUGAACUAGCCACCACCUGCCGAUGAUGCAGGGAGCGGAGAAGCAUCAGGGGAAGGGCAUCGCUGGAGGAGGUUGUGCUAUCUGCAACUGCUAUGCUAUUAGGCUGCUAAACUAGGGCAUAUUAUAUAUACAAUUGCAUUGACAAUUCGACUCAAGUUCCAUCAAUCAACGUCCAAACAAACCAAUUUAUGUGCUUUUUUUUUUCUGGACGUACGUUGACCUUCCAGACCGAGUAACUGACCACACAUGUUCUUCAACCCAACCCACCUUCUCUGACGUUGCAACGGAAAGUUCAGAAGUCAGAAUCGAGAGCAGCAAGGAUCCACAUUAUUCUGGACAGCAACCAACCAAGAUUCGGUUCCAGAGUUCCAAUCGGCUGCGGCGUCCUCGAAAAAAAAAAAAACCAGCUUUCCGAAUGGCAUUUGGCAAGAUGAGGUAAGCCUGGUUUGGUAGAGGUGAAGAGGGUCUAGUAGUAUUUCGCUAGAUCUUGUGACGUCCCUUGUGUUGUGCGUGAAGGCACUAACAAGACGAAACAAGAAUCGUCCACAGCGCUUCCUCGCCCCGCAGCACUCCAUCGCCCCGCAGCACUCCAUCGCCCCGCACCGGCUUACACUGUCCUCGAUCAGCACCAAAGCCCAACCACAGAGGCGUUGCGCACCAUCCUGUCCAGCAGGGGUGCAGGGAUUGCAUCCCAUUCACACCCUCUCUGCCUCCAACUCCCCCUCCCUCCGCAACUCCUCAUCCCUUCGACUCGCCCCUCCGCCGAGCGCCCCUGAGGCCGCCGUCGCCGGGCACCGAGGCCGCCCCUGCUGCUGCUGACGACGAGCGCCCCUGAAGCCGCCGCCACCGAGCGCCCUCCUCGCCGCUGUCUCCACCUCCAGUGGCGGCAGCGGAGGCGACAGCAGCGGGUACACCGGCGUGGGCCCCGCUCUACUCGACGGCAACAACUUGGGCGCACCUCAGUACCGCAGCCGCGACGAUUGAUUCCAGCCCCCUCGAUACACUCCGACACAGCUCCCCAGACACCUCAUCCACUACUGGCCCCUAGCAAGCUCCCCCAGAUCCUCCGUUGGGUGAAUCUUGCCGGCAAGCAAGGUAGGCAGCGCGGGUGCGUGGCUGACUAGAGAGGCGCCGUGGGCACCUAACCGGGCGUCGGUGCGGCAUGGACGGCCGCCGAGCCGUUGUGGUGUUUCGGGCAGCGUUGGUGCCUUGACCACAAGAGGAGGGGACGAGAGCUGUGAGCACGUGAGAGCAGCACGGCCGAACACCUGCUAAGCCGCUGCAGCGUCUUGGGCUGCGAGGAGGCCGGCUGCCGCUGUGGCACGCUACGUCCAGGUCCACCACGAAUGCACGAGCUGUGCCCACCGGCCAGUGUAGGAGCUGGGGAGAGUGGAGACGGUAGCAGAAGGAGCCGGGGAGGGAGAGUGGUAGAGGCGGGGCGGUGUUCCGGUGGGGUCACAUCACAGCCGGCGGCCAGCGCGCUGCCGCUCGCUGCUCGCUGCUCAGCCGCUCCCAGCUUCCCCCCUUGCUCGUAAGCGCACAACCCCGGUGGCGACGGUGCGACGCCUAGCCCUUGAGCCAGGACUCCCUGGCCCUGGCGUCCCGUUUGAGGCUUCGAGCACCGUGUCCUGGCCGGCCACAGCAGCAGCAUCGUCCUCGCUUGCUCCCUUGCCCUUCUGUUCGCCGUUGUCGCCAGCGGCGUUCCAUUUUGCCCCGCGAUCUGUGGACGCAAGGAGCAAGGUUUGUGAUCGUGAGAACCUUUAAAGGGAUCGAGUAGAGAGAAGAUGAAGUCAGGCCAUCCAGGUUUGUUGAAAAUUGAAAAUUUGAUACUCCUUUGAAAAUUGAAAAUUUGAGACUCCUAAUUUAAUUUUUUAUACUUUUAUAUUGUGUUGAAUUGUAUUAAAUUUUUUUAAGAUUCCCGUAGCAACGCACGGGCAUAUGCUAGUCUAUACGUGAAGCAAGAACUUUUGCCAUCUUUACCUGUCGCUUGCAUGGCUGCAGUUUUCGUGUAAUUUUGGUAGGCCUCUUAUAUGAUAGCUAGCUGCCUGAUAGGUUGUUUAUAUUAGUGCGUGUGAACAAUAAUGGUUAACUUCAGGUUGUGGAGAAAGGGUCAUUCCAGACGAGUAUAACAUUAAACAACCCUGACAUAAUCCAUGGAAAAGAUUUAACUCUGACGUGAGGCAUGACAAGGGCCGAUCGACUUCUGAAGCUCAGAAGAAAAAAAAGGGCGGAAAAAAAUUCUUUCGGCGAUAGAUAGGAGUGAGAAAAGGCAAGCAUGGCACACAAAGAAGUCCGGAACUCAGAUGACUUGAAGUGCACUUCACAUGUCACUCCUUGAGGAUCGCAUGCACUUGGACAAGUCGGAUGACCUUGCCUUCUAAGGCAGUAAGGUACAAUAGAUUAUGCUUUCACAAAGCAAUCAUAUACUGUAUUGAAUUGGAUCGGUACUUUUUUUUUCAUGACUUGAUCCAUUCCACCUACGAGGACGACAUUCAGUAACACACGAAAGAAGAGGCACCCGUGUGUGACACUAGCAUAAUCUCGAAUUAUCUUAAGUGUCCAGACCGAUAAAAGAAAGGACCUAAACCGAUAAGGAAUUGAUCUUUAUCUACAAACCUGUCAAACAAACUCACUAAAGGAUAGAAGACAAGUAAAAUUAGUUUUCUUACAGUUUUGACACUAAAGGACAACAAAACUAGCGCCCCACUUAAUUCGCCAAAAGGACAAGAAAAUGUUAUAGCUGCCAAGUAAAUUAGUUUUCUUGAGGAUCAGCAACCUUCAAGAAAAUACUCCAGACCACCAAGGUAAUUGUUUGUUUCAUUGUUGCCCAUCACCACCAAAAAAAUUAUAGUUUUUCUUGCCAAAGGGCCUCUAACUCAGUUGGUUAGAGGAAUCCGGCGGUACUCCUUAGAUUUUGGGUUUGACUCCCCAUGAGAGCGAAUUUUUAUGGGUGGGGCAUAGGUUCAGGGGUUUUCUUAACCUACGUGAGAAGGUCCGGGGUACUGUCUCACAGGUCGAGUUUUUAUUUAUAGUUUUCCUUGAUUGUUUAUAAUUACACUUAUAGUUUUCCUUGAUUGUUUAUAAUCACACUUAGGGCCUGUUUAGAUUUAAAAUUUUUUGGCCCAAAGAGUUGAGAACUAAACGGGGCAAAAAAGCAAAAAAAAUUUAGGGCCAAAAUUUUAGGCUGCAACUGUGCACGCACUCCCAUGGAAGUCCACCAAUAACAACUUGGGCUGCAUGCAGUUGCAGUUGUCAUUGGUGGGCUUCCAUCGGAGUACGUGCACAGUUGCAGUCUAAAAUUUUUGCCCCAAAAUUUUUUAGCCCCGUUUAGUUCUCAGGUCGCAAUUCCACAAAAAUUUUUCUCUUUAGGCCAAAAAAUUUCAAAUCUAAACAGGCCCUAAUGAGUAACUUCCUUGGUGAUGCUUAGAGACCGGCAAGAAAAUAUCCAUAUUCCUUGCCAAUUUUUGUCAACUCUCAAGGAAUACAUAUUUUCUCAGAGCUCUAUGUAAACUACUAAGAAAACUACCGUUUUCAUGGAAGUUUCAUUUUGACACUCAAGGAAAUGAUCAUCCCUCAAGGCAAUUGCGGAUUCGAUAGUGUGAUGUCACUGUAAAAGAUUCUUUCUUUCUAUUUUUUCUACAAAACAUAUAUGAACCUAUGCAUAUAUAGGGCUUGUUUGGACGAAAAAUUAAUAUAUCUGGGGCCAGCUCACUUAGGCCAUUUUUUUCCCAACGUCUAGAGCUAGAUCGACUCGAACCAAAUAAACCCAUAUACGCUCACCUUAUUCUCAUGAAAGUUUGUGAGAAACUAAGCCAACAGAAUUUGAGAUCACGAACAUCUUGUUGUCACGUUGCCUAUACCACAAAUAUUUUUUUUAUAAAAAAUACGAACAUCCGUUUGGCUUAUAGAAAACAAAUUACAUAUGCAUACUUCGCACAAUUCACAUUUUCAAAUUAAUAAUAACCAAAGAAAGUCAACCUGCACACAUGAUCCUAUUGUACUGAUCACCUUUGACAAAAUCAGCAAGUUGUGCAGCAGCAACCUGUGUUUUUUUUUUCAAACAAACUACGCGAGCAAAACCAGCAGGAAACAGGCGUAUAAAAAACAGCAAACCGACGCAUUGACCUCGAGAUCAUUGCUCCCUCUCUCUACUAUAUACUACUCCCUCUCCGCGACAUGCACAGCGUUGACGUCGCACUCGCAACCUCUCCGGAUCCGAGCAGCUCCUCCUCCUACCUUCAAACCCAAACAAAACCGCACCAAACGAUCCAAAGCAGGGGCGCGCCACGGAUCGCUGUCUGCACCAACACCAACGCCGACGCCUCACCUCGAGCUAGUCGUGUCGUGCGUGGCCACUUGGCUCGCCGCCUCGCCGGCAAGCUCGGCACGCCGCGAUGGGCUCCGGCGGGACGCCGCCCGUGGGGCUGACACCGGUGGACAGCAGCUCCAGCGGCAUGUUCAGCACCGACCGCAUCGGCGGCUUCGGCUACGGCGUCGGCGUCUCCGUCGGCAUCCUCCUGCUCAUCACCACCAUCACGCUCGCCUCCUACUUCUGCACCCGAGCGCCCGUCGACGCGGCGGCGGGGGAGGCUGCUCCGUCGUCCCGGCGGCGCCACGGCGGCGGCCGGGGCGGCGGAGCCGGUGGUGGCGAAGGCGCGCACGACGACGUCGAGCUCGGCAUCGACGAGGCCACGCUCAAAGGGUAUCCGGAGGUGGUGUACGGCGAGGCCAAGAAGGAGGCCAAGGCCGCCGGCAAGAAGGGCACCACGUGCACGUGCUGCUCCAUCUGCCUCGACAACUACGGCGACGGCGAGGUGCUCCGGAAGCUGCCCGAGUGCGGCCACCUGUUCCACCGGGAGUGCGUCGACCCGUGGCUCCGCCACCACCCGACGUGCCCCGUGUGCCGGACGUCGCCGGUGCCCAGCCCCAUGCCGACGCCGCUCGCCGAGGUCACGCCGCUGGCAAUGGCCAGGAUGUCGUCGUGACAACAGGCACGAACCGGCUUCUUUUCUUUUCUUUUCUUCUUCUUCUUCUAAAAAUUCUUUGCUUUCUUGCCCAUAGUCCAUAGAUACUGCUGUACCACUACCAGCAGUGUGGUGGAUUUGCCAUUGCCAGAUUGGGGCACAUGAUAAAUUUGAAAAAAAAAAUAGAAUGGGCGAAAAUGUUCAGGAUAGUAGGAAUUAGAAUAAUCUUUUCUUGGGUGUAAUUGUAAAUUUGGGUUCAGCGUAUUUUUGUUUUCUCCUUGAUGAAAAACAUAGCUUUGAAUUAGGAUUCUGUACGGAUGACAAAUAUUUGACGAAUCUUUCGAAUUAUAUGGAACCGCGAUUUUUGUUU